This is a messenger RNA of Calliphora vicina (urban bluebottle blowfly), 450 nucleotides long. RefSeq names its product tigger transposable element-derived protein 3-like. Gene Ontology annotation, cellular component: nucleus. Gene Ontology annotation, molecular function: DNA binding. The transcript has a single exon. The record is from RefSeq and is a predicted model, not a curated record. Lineage: Eukaryota; Metazoa; Arthropoda; Insecta; Diptera; Calliphoridae. Bases 1 to 450 code for a protein of 149 amino acids.
AUGCCUAAAGCUGUGUUGAGUAUUAAAGAAAAAGUUAAUGUCAUUGAAAUACAUAAAAAUGAAAAACUUAGUGUACGCGAGUUAGCAAAAAAAUGUAAGAUCAGCAAAACUCAAGCUGCUUGCAUUGUAAAAAACAAAGACCAAAUUUUAAAAUUGUGGGACACUAAUGUCAAUCCAGAGAGAAAAAAGAGUAUGUUAAGUCCAAAGGGUCUUUGCAUUGAUAAAUUGUGCUACGAAUGGUUUGUGAAGGCUCGAAAUAAAGCUAUUCCUCUGUCGGGCACUCUUAUAAGAAGCAAAGCUAAAGAAAUUGCAGAAAAUAUGAAUUUCGCCGAUUUUAGUGCAUCAUCUGGCUGGCUUGAAAGGUUCAAAAAACGACAUAACAUAUCCUUCCGUACAAUUUCUGGAGAAGCUGCUAGUGUAAACCAAAAUGAUGUCAUAAAUUUUACAUAA